Messenger RNA from Alligator sinensis (Chinese alligator), 946 nucleotides. RefSeq names its product chromosome unknown C12orf57 homolog (gene CUNH12orf57). Bases 331 to 732 code for a protein of 133 amino acids. The record is from RefSeq and is a predicted model, not a curated record. Gene Ontology annotation, biological process: post-embryonic development. NCBI's taxonomy places the organism in Eukaryota, Metazoa, Chordata, Crocodylia, Alligatoridae. The transcript is spliced from 3 exons.
GGGGCGGCGGCUGCGUUUCAGGAGCCUCCCGCGAACUUGCGGAGCGGGUUUGCGACUCACAGCUGGAGUCACCCUAAGCUCGGCGACACUCGGGCUGGGUGGGGGGUCCGGGGGGUUGUGAGUGUUGGGUAGUGAUUUCAGCUCUUUUAGUAUUUGUCCAGCAGUCCCUCGCGCAGCGAGGGGCCCUGAGCGCGUACAAAAGCAGUGGGUCUUGGGUGGGGUUACAGCGCAGGGGGCCUUAUUGUUCUGAACGCUGUGCUGCGCCCCGGCAGCAGCUCCUCCGCGCCUGCAGGUGGCGGUAGGUGCCUGAGGAGCCCGCGCCCCUCCUGCAUGUCCAGCCUUCAGCGCCCCAUGGCGGCCUCGGCCCCGGCCCCUGCGGCGCCGCUGAGCGCGGAGCAAGCCAAAGUGGUGCUGGCCGAGGUGCUCAAGGCGUUCGGCGCCCCGGAGAACGCGCAGCGCCUGGACGAGGCGCGGGACAACGCCUGCAACGACAUGGGCAAGAUGCUGCAGUUCCUGCUGCCCGUGGCCACGCAGAUCCAGCAGGACGUCAUCAAAGCCUACGGCUUCAGCAGCGACGGGGAAGGGGUCCUGAAGUUUGCCCGGCUGAUAAAAUCCUAUGAAUCUCAGGACCCAGAGAUCGCCAGCAUGUCUGGGAAGCUGAAAGCCAUGUUCCUGCCACCCAUGACGCUGCCCCCACAUGGGUCGGGGACAGGCGGGGUGGCAGCCUCAUGAAGCUGGGACCCUGUCCAGCUCCAGCUGAGCAUGAGGGCGCUGGUUCCUGGCAUCCCGGUUGGGCUGCGGUUGUCCAGCUGCAGGUGGGGCCCCAGGAGCCCCCAGUGCCUCGGAAUCUCAGAAGCUUCUUUGUGUGUCUGCGGCGGUGUGUUUUACGUGCCUGCAUGAGACAGAGUGCUGCUUCUGCUUGUGAAUAAAAGUUGUUUUAAGAAUG